Molecule: messenger RNA, 351 nt
Organism: Colletotrichum spaethianum
Lineage: Eukaryota; Fungi; Ascomycota; Sordariomycetes; Glomerellales; Glomerellaceae
Exons: 2
Coding region: 1-351 (116 amino acids)
Source: RefSeq, a predicted model, not a curated record
AUGAUCCAGAACGCACAUGCUGCUGCCAAGAAGCCCGUUGUCGAGGCCAGUUCCGGCUCGACCGUUAUUUCUCUGGCACUGGGGUGUUGUGUUAUGAACCAGAACGACGACGUCACGGCCUAUGUCACGAACAAGACGGAAAUCUCUCGGCUGCAGACUCUGGCAUUCUUUGGAAUCAAAGUGAAGCUGUACGGGGGACCAGCUCAGCCCGCGAUCUCGGAUGAGCGAGGCAUCAUCAACAAGAUCCGUCGACAGGCCGAGGCAGACGGUAGCGGCAUCUGGGCCCCGAUGCAGUAUGAGAACGAGGACAAUUACAAGUCGCAUAUCCGCUGGACGGGCCCCAGCUUCUGA